AUGUUGAAUCGAUUUUCAUCAGCUCUGAGAAGAGAUUUGUGUGAAUCCCUCUUGCCCCUCUUCCUACAAAAAGGAUUAAAGGCUUUCAAAACGAAUAAUCACGUCAUUGCCAUUACUAGAAAUGUAAAUAAUUCUUGUAACACCCAUCAUCGGUCCUACGCUACAAUACGACUUGUGGAUCAUCAGGAAGAACGAAGAAGACAACAACAAUCGGAACAAGAACAUAGGGGCGGAGAAAAUCAUGAUGAAUCGUCAUCGUCGCAGCAACAAACCAAGAAAGAACCCUUUCUCACAUUGACUCAAUUUAUCUUUUUCGGUAUUCCAGCUAUUACAACAUUUUGUCUGGGUGUGUGGCAAACAAGAAGAUACUUGUGGAAGAAGGAGCAAAUUGCUCUCCGUGAAGUAACUCUUGCUCAAGAUCCAAUCGAUUAUGAUCCCUCCAACAUGUUGAAAGUUUCGGAAAGUAUUCAGCAACCCGAAUCCAGUAGUAGCAGUGUCGUUCCAUCCAUUCAUGAGAAAUCAGAGGAAGAUUACGAUCCAAUUAAUCCAGCCAAAGAUGAAUAUUCACAUAGAAUUAUUACUUUAGAGGGUUAUUAUGAUUAUGAUAAAGAAAUUGUUGUUGGCCUCAGAAAGAGUCCACUCACGAAGCGGCUCGAUCUGCCCACGAGUGUUGGAGAGAUGGGCUUUUUUAUAUUGACACCCUUUGUAACAAAACAAGGAGAAAUUGUAAUGGUCAAUAGAGGAUGGGUACCUCAAAGUAUUUACAAAAAUCCCACUAGUGCUUCCAAACAAGAUUUUGAAAAAAAGACCACCGAUAAAAAUCAUAUUGAAAAAGUCACAGCCAUCAUUCGACCAGGAGAAUAUUUAGGCGCUGGUGUUUCUGAUAGUUAUGACGGAAAGUCAAACAAAUUUAUUGCUAUGGAUUUGUUUUCGAUAGCCAAAUAUUACAAGCUGCCUUAUAUUCCACUUCUUGUGGAUGCUUUUUAUCACAUUCCAAACUUUGUCUAUUCGGAAAAACAAACCAGCGAAAAUUCUCUAAAAGCUUCUAAGGCACAAGACACUAAAUAUCCCAUGGUGGCCAUUCCUGACGAUUAUAUGAAGUUUUACAUUACUCCUGCCACUCAUGUGGCUUACAUGGUCACAUGGUAUACACUGUGUCUAUGGAUAAUUGGAUCUUUGGUAUAUUUAAAGAGAAAGAGGAGAUUGUCGAGCUUUUAA
This is a messenger RNA of Naegleria fowleri, 1218 nucleotides long. RefSeq lists its product as uncharacterized. The transcript is spliced from 2 exons. Gene Ontology annotation, cellular component: membrane. The coding region runs from base 1 to 1218 and encodes 405 amino acids. Lineage: Eukaryota; Heterolobosea; Eutetramitea; Acrasida; Naegleriidae. The record is from RefSeq and is a predicted model, not a curated record.